UCAGUUUGCGAGAAACAUUCGACAGUUUAAGAUCGAACAGUACCAACAGUCCGCAAAUAUUUAAUAUUUUGUGUUUUUUUACUAUAUAUACACUUUAUUCCUCCUCGUUCGAAGUGAUAAAGAAGAAGACACAAGAAUCUUUUUUGAUUUUAUUUGUAUACACCAUUUUUAGUGAAAAUUGGACCGAUGCUGUCUUCUUCUUCCGAAAAAGUGUCAUUGUUUGUCAUCUUAUAUAAGAAUUAAUAGCCACAAAUUGUUCACUUAUAUGUGCAACAAAUAACAAAUAGCAGCAAUUACUUAGAAAAGAAGGAAAAAAUCAAUCGAAUAAGGUCAAUACAAGUGCAAAUUAAUAAUUGUAAAAUUUCACGACUAUUUCACAUGUACACCAGUUUUAAUAGUUACUUUCUGUGUUAUCGAUGUAGAAAAUGAACGUAAAAGUUUAUCAGUGAAAUAAAAAAAAAAGAAGUAUUCGAUAACGUCACUCAUGUGAUGUUCUGUAAAAGUUGAAUAAAGCAACUGCUUGUGUGACUAGAUAUGUGAAAAAUUCUUUUUAUACGUACAUAAUAUUGAUAAAAAAUAGUAGUAAUACCUAAUCGAAUAAUAAGAAGUUGUGGAGUGUUAUCUGAUAAGGCUCAUAAAAGAUAAGGACACUUCAGUGAACAAUUUGAUGUGAAAAUAAUAAAAAAAUAACACAAAAGAAUUCUCUUUUUUUGUAUGCAAAUUACAAUUACGGAUAUACCUCUAGAUAUCAUAAAUUUUUACUUCUGUGCUCUAGUUCCUGUUACGCUGUUCGCGAAUACAUAAAAUAAUAAUAUGAUAUAAAAUAGUCAAUCGAUAAUCAUAAAAAAUAAAAUUAUCAACGAAAAAUAUAAAAAUAAAAAUAAAGAUGAAAAUGCAAUGGGUCGAGGUGGAUUACGAUAAGCCGAAGCCUUCGCUCAAGAACGUCAAGGCAAAGGCACUUUAUGACAAUUUAGCAGAGAGUGUUGACGAACUUGCAUUUCGUAAAGGCGAAAUUCUUGAUGUUAUCGAGCAAAAUGCAGAAGGAAUGGAUGGUUGGUGGUUGUGUUCAUUGCGAGGCAGAAUUGGACUAUGUCCUGGCAACAGACUACGAGUCAUUGAUUAUGAAACAAGUUCAUGCUAUACACCAACAUCACCGCUUUCAUCGCCAUGCUCUACAUCUAUGAGCAUGUCUGCAUCAACAUUGACAUUUUCUAGUCAAAAUUCGAAUACAAGUGAAUUGUACGAGAAUACAUCGAAUAAAAAUUUCAAAGGAAAGCGACGUUCAUGGCAUAUAAAUCCAAACAAAGUCAUAACACCACAAAAAUUUGGAGACGUAUAUUUGUAUGAUUUGCUUCCUUCAAAUGCAAAUAGUCGUCUUAAUAGUCCCGGACCAUCAUUGACUUCAUCAUUUUCAUUUGAUGCUGAUAAUUACGACAUUCCAAAGGCAGCUAUUCCAGUCAAUAACGAUAUUAUUCGUCAACCAAGACACCAAGGAAUAAGUCGUCAUUCAGUAUUAUCUACGUCGAGUACAGCCACAAGUCUAUUCAGUAGAAUGGAUGAUUCAUAUGAUGUACCGCGUUCAUCAAGCAAUUUAGGAAAGAUGACACCAAGCAGCUCAAACUCAUCGUUGCUUACAUCCGAUAGUCUAAGUCUCAGCUUCUCAUCAUCAAAUCGUUCAUCAUUGGCCAAUAUGCCAGACUAUGACAUUCCACGUAAACAGCCAGUGUCAAUAAAGAGAACUCCACCACCUCCACAGUCACAAAGCAUCCUCUCACUAAAGUCACUUGAUCUCAACUCUGAAAAUUAUGAUGUGCCCAGUCCACAUGCUAAUAUUCAUUCACCAAAGAAAUUAGGAAUUGUUAAGGAAUUGCCAUUGGAAUUAUCGUCAGCACUUGAUACACUGUCGAGGCUUCAGAAUGAAGCAACAAUCGGUGUUACAAAGUUACUUUCAUUCGUUAAUUCACAAUGGCGAACCCGUGAAAAAUUCGAGCCAAUCAUUAUGGAUGUUAAAUUGGCUGUUGUCCGAUUAAAGACAUCCCUUCAUGAUCUCGCUGAAUUUGCUGAAGGUUCUCUUGGAAAUUCAUUAAAGACAGAAGAUAAGAAUUUAUCAAUAAAAUUGCGUCCACUAGUAAAGGCUCUUAAAGAUGCCGACAAAUUAAUUCAUGAGGCAUGUAAUGCACUAGACGCACAAGGCUGGAAUAUUGAAUAUUUACAACGAUUGGAACAACCAAAAAAUAGUAAAACUAAAGCAACAUUACCUCCAGACUCACUUGAUCAACUAAUUGUUGUAUCACAAACAUUAACCGAAGACAUACGUCAGACAUCAUCCUUUAUACAAGGAAAUGCAUCAUUAUUAUUUAAGAGAAAUGUCACAACUCCAUCGACACCAGUUAGUCAAGGAACAUGGCCAGAAGAUUCAGACUAUGUAUCAUUAGAGUCUGAAGAGAAUGUAGCCAAAAAGAAUGCUGAAAUUCGUAAUGCACUGCCAAAUAAUUUAAAGCAUAAUUUCGAUAAAGUCGUUAAAAGUGCUGAACUUGGAACUGACAUGAAUGAACCGCUUGAUCCAAAUGAUAAGACAGUUCUAUUGUACUAUACAACUCAAUGCUGCACACACAUCAAGUAUCUUACACAAGCAAUUGAUUCAUUUUUAAAGACAGUCGAGCACAAUCAACCACCGAAAUUUUUCUUGGCAUACGGCAAGUUUGUCGUGUUGAGUGCACACAAUUUAGUAAAUAUUGGUGAUAUUGUACAUCGUAAUGUAACAAAGAAGAAUGUUAAGGCACGAAUUCUCUCAUGUGCAGACUCAUUGUCAGAGUCGCUAAAGACAUGCGUCAUGAAGACAAAGAAGGCAGCUCAAAGUUUUCCGAGUGUAACUGCUGUUCAGCAAAUGGUCGACUCUGUUGUCGACAUAUCACAUUUAGCCAGUGAAUUAAAACUUGCUAUGUUGGAAGCUGUUACAAUUCCAUAAAUUGUUUUUGGAUAAGGGGCUGUUCACUUAUUACGUAACGCGAAAAAAUGACUUCUUA
Molecule: messenger RNA, 3026 nt
Organism: Chironomus riparius
Lineage: Eukaryota; Metazoa; Arthropoda; Insecta; Diptera; Chironomidae
Source: the annotation of a GenBank genome assembly